Molecule: messenger RNA, 5030 nt
Organism: Lonchura striata (white-rumped munia)
Lineage: Eukaryota; Metazoa; Chordata; Aves; Passeriformes; Estrildidae
Source: RefSeq, a predicted model, not a curated record
UCCCCCGCCCCGCCCCGCAGUCCCUGCCGGGCCGGGCCUCGUCCCCGGGGCGCUGAGGGCGCGUCCCUCUCGCCGAGAGGGCCGGGGGCGUCGUUGGGGGCACCGAGUCCCGAACAGGAAUGUUAUGCUUUUAAGCAAGAGAUAAAACUACUGAAAAGCCAGAGCUAGACCCAGCAACAAACUAAUGGAGGUGUGCAGCAAAAUGGGUUGAGAGCACAGCUGUCUUAUUCCAUCUUGUUUUUGCACUGUCUUCAGUUUUGCUUCAGAAAGUGCUACAUAUCUAAAUGGGUUUGUCAAAUUGGCAAAGAAGAACAGACAACCUCUGGUGUCUGUUGCAUCCUGAUUUAUCCACUUUGCUUCUGGCAGCCUAUGAAGGAGAUCUACUGCAGUGUGCCUGUGAACCUUCCCUGCAAACAGAUAAGGAAUUUCUGUUUUCUCUUUUCAACCAGUGCUGGCUAAGCUGAAACUUCCCACACCUUGUGGAGAGCAUGUAUAAAAGGAAUGACCUCAUGGCCAGUGUGAUGGUCACCUCUGCCACUCCAGAGGGUAGUAGCAGCUCAGAUUCUCUGGAAGGGCGAAGUUCAGAUUAUGCCAAUAAAAGCUAUGAUGCAGUUGUAUUUGAUGUGUUGAAAGUAACUCCUGAGGAGUUUGCCAGCCAGAUAACAUUGAUGGAUAUGCCAGUAUUUAAAGCUAUACAGCCUGAGGAACUAGCCAGCUGUGGAUGGAAUAAGAAAGAAAAACACACCCUCGCUCCAAACAUUGUUGCCUUUACUAGGAGGUUUAAUCAGGUCAGUUUUUGGGUUGUACGAGAAAUAUUAACAGCACAGACCUUAAAAAUAAGGGCAGAAAUAUUGAGCCACUUUGUGAAGAUAGCUAAAAAGCUUCUAGAACUGAACAAUCUUCAUUCUCUUAUGUCUGUGGUGUCAGCACUGCAAAGCGCACCUAUCUUCAGGUUGACCAAAACUUGGGCUCUUUUGAAUCGGAAAGACAAGACCACCUUUGAGAAGUUAGACUAUUUACUAUCUAAGGAAGAUAAUUAUAAAAGGACACGAGAGUACAUCAGAAGCUUAAAAAUGGUUCCUACAAUUCCAUAUUUAGGAAUUUAUCUCUUGGAUUUAAUCUACAUAGAUUCUGCAUAUCCCGCUUCAGACAGCAUAAUGGAGAAUGAACAAAGAUCCAAUCAAAUGAACAAUAUUCUCCGAAUAAUAGCUGAUCUGCAAGUAUCCUGCAACUAUGAUCAUCUCACAACACUUCCCCAUGUGCAAAAGUAUUUGAAGUCUGUCCGUUACAUUGAAGAACUUCAGAAGUUUGUAGAAGAUGACAAUUACAAAUUAUCUUUAAGAAUUGAGCCAGGUAACAGCUCUCCUCGACUGGUUUCCUCCAAAGAAGAUCUUGCAGGUCCGUCUGACAUGUCAGCAAUUAUGAAAUUCAGCAGGAGACCCACAUGUCCUGAUGCCUCAGUAGCAGCAAGCCUACCUACACCUCCUGUUCCCAGGCACCGGAAGAGUCACAGCCUAGGAAACAAUAUGAUGUGUCAGUUGAGCGUCGUGGAGAGCAAAAGCGCCACCUUCCCCACGGAGCGGCCGCGGCACCUGCUGGACGACAGCGUGCUGGAGAGCCAGAGCCCGGCGCGCGGCCCGCGCCUGCCCAACGGGCUCUCCGCAGAUAGCAGUGAAAGCUCAGAAUUUAGUGAGGAGCUGCCGUCAGGGCUUGAAAGGGGUCGUUUAUAUGCCACACUGGGGCCUAACUGGAGGGUACCAAUCCGGAAUUCUCCUCGGAGUCGAAGCUGUGUCUACAGCCCAAUGGGUGCAUGCAGCUGCACAGCAGGUGGUUCCACAGGAGUCAUUACCAUGGAAGGGCCUUUAAGAAGAAAAACACUGCUCAAAGAAGGCAAGAAACCUACUCUCUCCUCAUGGACUAGAUACUGGGUCAUGCUUUCAGGAUCAACGCUUCUGUACUUUGGAGCAAAAGCUUUAAGAGGCACUGAAAGAAAACAUUAUAAAUCUACACCUGGGAAAAAAGUCUCCAUUGUAGGCUGGAUGGUGGCACUGCCUGAUGACCCAGAGCAUCCUGAUAUUUUCCAGCUAAAUAACCCUGACAAAGGCAAUGUUUACAAGUUUCAGACUGGUUCAAGGUUUCAUGCAAUAUUAUGGCAUAAACAUCUGGAUGACGCGUGCAAAAGCAACAAGCCUCAGGUACCUGCUAAUCUAAUGUCAUUUGAAUAAUUUCUUCUCCUACCUGGUGUGACUUCAAGUGCCAAACUGAAGAAACAGGUUAUUGUUCUCUAAGGAGGAAGAGGAGAAUGUUUUUCCUGACAUGAGCCAGCCACAGAUAUUUCAGCACUUUCCUAUGUAACUUGAAAGUGAUUCUGACACAGCUUUUAAAAGCAGAAAAUGAAUGUUAUCCCUAGGACCAGAUAAAGUCUCAUGCACUGAAUGAAAGCAGACAAGUUAGAUGGACAGAAGAUUAAUCCUGACUCCUGCAGGAUUCUAGAGCCCUCAGCUAUUUGUGGUCAGAGACUGCAUGAACUGAUAUUUGGCUGCAAUCUGAGCGCUCUAUCUUCUGCCUGUUGUUUUUCAAAUGGUUCUUUUUAUUGUUAAGCUGCUUUGUGUGACUGAAGAAUAUUUGGCCCAUGUUGGGUUUCAACUCUUUCUAAUGCACAGAAUGAUUGACAGUGUUAACUUGCUCCAAAGUGUCAAUUAGAAUAGAAAAUUGUGGAACAACAUUUUUAUAAUCUAAGUGCACUGAGUUGCUUGGCAAUGUGGCUGCCUCAAAUUUUCUAUCAAAUCUCUGGACAAUAUGCUGUUCAUAUUUGAGCUAUUUGGGAAAAAUGUAUUUUGGCAUAGGACAGUUGGUUUUCUUUUCAUUCAGUUAUUUUGCUCAGGAAUACACUGGUAAUAGAUUUAAGGCUGUUUAAAUUUAUGUUGUGCAGAAAUUUGUCUUUCAUUCUUUUACCAGUGGCAUAGUUGCUUAUAAAUUUGGUGUUUUGGUUCAGUCUGAACAUUGUUGAUUUCAAAUCCCUUAGCACAGGGAAGCAGGUGAUCAGGUAUUAUAUAUCACAUGGUCCUGGCUCCUCAGAAUGACUCCAUAUAAUUUUUUCUGUUCUGUGCUUCUGUGGGUGACUUCUUGGCUCCACUCAGUUCCAGUAUGUGUUGUGACUUCAGGACAUUAGUACUGGUAGACAGUACUGCUGUUAUAAAAUCAUGGUGGCAGUGAAACACUGUCUAACAGUGGAGCAAGUACAAAGAAGUCUCCUCAUCAAUAUCCAGAGAAUAAACGAACAAACAAAAGAAGUGUAACUGGGCCUUCUCCUCCGAAGGAACUCUCUCUGUGCUGUAUUCUUGCUGUACCCUGGCACUCCUGCAGUCAGAAUCGUUUUCUGUUCAUAUGUUCAAUUCAUCACUUUUUCUUUAUGAAACACUUUUGCCAUAUAGCAUCAUUAUUCAGGCUUCAUCAAUCACCAGAAAACUGCUUAUGACUUUUCUAGGAUUGUGUAGAGGAGAAAUUGGCAAGUCAGCCUCUAGCUUACAAACCAGGAAGACCAUGAAAGUCAGUUUAAGUAAACAGAGCCUCUACUAGAACAAAGUCCCCUGGCAUUAGCAAUAUGUAUUGUGCGGACUUCCGUGAUUUGCUACAUUUUAAUUUUGAAACUUUGCUAACAACAAGGAGAAAAAAACAUCUGUAUUGUUAAAUGUCGGUCAAAAGUAAAUUUCUUGUUCUUUUAAGAGUUCAUGUUACAAUCCUGAACGCCUAAUACAUACCAGGUUUUCAAGAAAAACAGUUUCUGAUGAGAACUGCAUUUAGAUCCUGGAAUGUGGGAAAGUGUAUGUAAAGUUGACAAAAUUUAUUUGAUAACUGAGGAACUGUGUGAGAAAAGUGGUAAUUAAAAAUAUAUUUAUAUUGUUUUUCUCUUCCUUUGUUAACUUAAGACAACUUUGAACUAGGAAAAGCAUGGUUAUCUGCAAGGGCAGAGCAUCAAAUACCAUUAGAGAUGGUAUAGAAACUUUUGAAUGUGGUAAAAUCCUGUCAGCAAAUUACUUCAGGCUGUUAGGCUAUGGUAUAGUCUGUAUUAUUCUGCACCUGUGGAUUUUUGUGAUUAGUCAUCAAUGACAUUAAACAUCUUUUCUGUAUAGCACAAUUGUGAAAUUACUGCAGAGUACUGAGAAAUUCAGAUUGAUGGCAGUGAAAGAAUAAUGACAGCAGUGAAAGAAUACUAGUAAAACAUCUUAAACCAAUUUAAAAUUAGUCUUUAAGUAUUAAACAGUUCAUAGCUGCUGAUAAGAGGUGUUAUGAUGCCAUUUACCUGGUACCUGCUAUUACCAAGUACUUCUAUGGUUAGUUGAAAGCUGCUAUUGAAAUACAAUGGGUUGCCUAUCACUACUGAUUGUUACAGCAUUUUCACAAAAAAAUAUCACAAACCAUACAAGUUUUCCUCCAUCAAAGAGAACAACUACAACAAUUAUGUAAAAGUAAACAUUGUCAUAAUUACCAUUUUCAGACUUGUGAAGAUAUAAGUAAUAUUAUUAAUUUAUUAAAUGUACAAUUUUUAUGCAAUUCAGUGCCAAAAUGCAUGCUUUUCCAAAUAGCACUAAAAUGAGGCAAAGAAACUAGUUUUCAAAGUGAGACUGACUUGUCACACUAUAAUGUUAAUUAAUUUCAACAUUUUGGUUUGUUUUGUGUGGAAACUGUUGCACUAUUUUUGGCUGUGUUUUCCAGCAGUCCACUGCAUGCCAUUUGUGUAAAGGAUUCUUUCUAUAAUUCUUGUGAACUGUCUCACCUGUAAGAACUCUGGUGUUGGAAUCUAGGUUUUUGGCAAAGUAUUUUGUUACCUCAGUCUUGUAUCGAGUUGCUGCAUUUUUCAGUUUGUUACAUUGAUAAUAAUGAUUGUUUUGCUAAUUAAAUACUUUAAUGUAAAAAAAAAGUUUGUUUACUACAACAGUAAUAGCAUUUGGUUGUAAGUUUAAAAAUGUGCAGGGUACGUAUGCUGUUGACAAUAAAAUAUUCUGAAAAGGAAUAGUAGAGGUACAGAA